This is a messenger RNA of Nicotiana attenuata, 1167 nucleotides long. RefSeq lists its product as uncharacterized. The transcript is spliced from 5 exons. Lineage: Eukaryota; Viridiplantae; Streptophyta; Magnoliopsida; Solanales; Solanaceae. The record is from RefSeq and is a predicted model, not a curated record. Bases 1 to 1167 code for a protein of 388 amino acids.
AUGAAACAAGAGUUCUUCAUUAUGUCCUUACUUAUUCCUGGACCAAAAUCGCAUGGAAAUAAUAUUGAUGUCUUUUUGCAACCUCUAAUAGAAGAGUUAAAUGAAUUAUGGAAUAUUGGUAUAGAAACCUACGAUGCCUCUACUAAGGAUAUAUUUCAAAUGCGAGCAGCUCUCAUAUGGACGAUAAAUGAUUUUCCAGCAUAUGGUACUCUCUAUGGAUGGUGCACUUAUGGUAGAUUUGCAUGUCCUUCUUGUAAUAUAAACACUCAAUCUAGAAAGCUCAAACAUGGCAGAAAGAUUUGUCACAUGGGGCAUCGCCACUUCUUGAAGUCAGGAUACAAAUAUCGAAAUGAUGCAAAAUCAUUUGAUGGGACUAAAGAAACAAGAUCUGCACCUUGUCCAGUAAUUGGUUCAGUAGUGCUGAAUCAAGUUAAAGAUACAAAAUUUACUCUUGGACAGUCAAGUGAACUGUCUAAAGACAACUUAGAGGCUCGAUUGGACUUGAAGGAGAUGAAAAUAAGACCAAGCUUAUGGCCUCAGUACCGAGCUAGUGGUAGAGCAUAUCUUCCUCCUACUUUUUUCACAAUGUCUCCGAUGGAAAAGGAGUUAUUUUAUGAAGCACUACAAAAUUCCAAGUUUCCAGAUGGCUAUGCGUCUAAUAUCUCACGUUGCUUUCGCAAACGAAAGAUAUCUGGGCUAAAAACUCAUGAUUUUCAUGUUUUAAUGCAAGAACUUCUUCCUCUCACCUUGCGGAGAUCAGUAGAUAAAAGAGGUGGAGAUUCAAGGUCUUAUUGUUCAAGAAAAUGCAGUGAUGAGAUUGAGCAUGAGACUAGUAAAGAAGAAUGUCUUUUUCCUGUUGUUGGGGAGUCGUACGGUGGAGUAGAUGUAUUUGAGUUGGAUGAGAAAAUAUGGUUGCAAGCACAUCGACAUGUGCUUUUCAAUUGCGAGUCAGAAGUGGUUGAGAAUUAUAAAAAGGAACAUAUUGCUGAAAUCAAAAGAGCACAUCUUAAGCGUCGUUUGACACAACAUCAACUUGACCGUGUGCAUUUCGAUACAUUCCAUGAGUGGUUCAAAGAGCAAGUAAAGGAGUUGGAAGCUACGCAUAACAUCUUAAAGGAUGUUAAAGUCCUUGCACGAGGACCGAGUUACAUUGCAAAAAAGAUUUAG